AUAAUUAAAAUGUCCUGUUACAUGUUUGAAUUUUAGUGUACAAUUUAUCAGUUUAAAGGGCAAUUUUUAAAAUCCUGUACAAAAAAAUGGAACUUUAAAGCCGUAAACAUUCACAGGAAAAUAUUACUCUGGUACCGAAUGUAUAGUUUAUUAUUUUACUCAAAUAAUUCAGCGCCCUCUUAUGGUCAGUGUCCUCCAGAGUUACUGUAGUGAUGUCAGUGAGUUGAGUAUAACGACUGGAUUAUUCGGGAUAAAAAUAAUUGAGAGGUUUACUAACGCAGGACAUUAAAUAAGUUUAACUAUAUUAACUGACUACUUGUGGUAACAUAGAUAGUGAUAUUUAGGGGCUACAAAAUAAUUUCAAUUUCUCUGCGUUAUUACAGCUACAAUGAACGUUCUAAGGAUAUUCUACUUAGUGUUGUUUUUCCUCAUAAAUAAAAGUCUAUCUUCAAAGUGUACAACAACUAGAACCGGAAAUGAUGUUUUUACUGAUUGUCAUGGAAGGGGUUUCCGGUAUGUUCCUAGAGAUGUUCCUAACGAUACGACAUGUUUAGACUUGUCUGACAAUGAGUUGUCCGUUAUAUCUAACUUCACGUUUUCCAGACUUCAAUAUGUUUCUAGUUUGAAGUUAUCAUCGGCUCAGAUAUCAGUUAUUGAGUCAAAAGCGUUUUCUGGAUUAGUUGAACUGACUUCUUUGAACCUGCGCAAUAACACUCUUGAUAUCCAUUCUUUACUGGAAAAUGUUUUUAAUUCAUUACCUUUUUUGAGAAUUUUAGAUUUGUCACAGAAUAACUUCCACCAAUACCCUGAGAAAGUUUUAGAAAACUUAUCUAACUUAGAGAUAUUAUCAAUCAAUGGUAUCAACGAACAAACUUUUGGAAACGGAUUUCAAUCUCUAAGUAAAUUAACAUAUCUGAAUUUUCAUCCUUGUUCGAUAAAUAGAAUAGACAAUACAACAUUUGAUGUUUUUAAGAACAUACACUUGAAGGAACUGAUUUUGAAUUGUAAGAUAAGGUACGUGGAACCAGGCGCUCUCACCCCAUUUCAGUCAAUAGAAAGACUUGACAUUUCAAGGAACUUUAAUAAUGUGCGGAUAUCGUACCUGCUGCAAUUACUUAACGGUCUUAUGGACAGAAAUGUAACAUCAAUAGACUUUAGCAACAAUUUCAGAACUAUCCCAGCCGCUGACGUGUUAUUGGCGUCACAGUUUGCAAUGAUUGGUGCAGUCUGCGUAAAAGAAGUCGAUCUGAGUGGUAACCGUAUUAUAUCGAUACAGUCAGGGGGAAUAAAUCUAAUGAAACAUAAAAAUUGCUUAGAAAAACUUAUUCUCAAAGAGAAUAGUAUAUGGGGUGACCGUAGUCUUGCCAUAGAAAUUGUUAAACUGGUAAACCUUUGUUGGUUAGAUAUAUCAAACCAGGAAACGUUACACGUCAAAACGGAAACUAAUAAAAACAAAACCGAUGUGCGUCGUCAAGAUAAGACAGAUACAAAAUAUUUCUCUGACAAAUUAACGUAUGUUUUCCAUCUACCACAUAAUCUGCAAUAUAUCGAUGCAUCAUAUUUUGGCAGUAGAAAUACUCGUCUAAAUAAUAUAAAUUUCACAAAUGCUGGUAAAUUAGAUUUCUUAAAUCUAGCUGGAAAUAAAUUCAAAAAUUGUCUUGGACAUUUCCAUGGACUGUCACAUUUACAAACACUGGACAUAUCGGAUUUUAAUUGUAGUGAGCUUGAUCUAAAGAUGAUCAGUUUUAUGCCAUACCUCAAAACACUAAUUAGCAUAAGAACACAUUUAACUGUCGGAUUACAAAAUGAUGUAAAUGGUGAUUUUUUAAAACAGUUAUUUGGGCUGAAACAGAUUGACUUCUCAGAAAAUGACUUUGUUACGUUUAAUAAACACAUGUUUGUAUCACAAUAUCGUUCCCUCAUUUCACUGGAUUUAUCAAAAAACAAAUUUUCAAAAUUUCCAAUUCAAAUCAGCAAAUUUUCAACUUUAAAGAAACUAAGUCUCGUUCAAAAUCGAAUUGUUUUUCUGCAGAAAUUUGAUAUGCAUCAACUAGAGAACUACCAACGUGAUAAACAUAUCAACUUUGAGCUUCUUUUGAAUGACAAUAAUUUCGUUUGCAAUUGUGAAUCGAUCGAUUUUGUGAGAUGGCUCCAGGAAACAAACGUUACACUAGAUAACAACCGGAAUUACUCGUGUGUGUAUAUUGAUAACAGCGAGAAAACAACAGUUUAUGCAUACACGCAUCUUAAUUUCAUUGAGAGUAAAUGCCUCAGUAAGAUAUGGCUUACCAUUACAAUAAUUCUUGUGGUGGUUUUUCUUCUACUUUUAACAGCAAUUUCGUUAGCCUACAAAUAUAGAAUAACUCUACAUUUUUGGUACCUACAUAUCCGCCGGAAGUAUCGCCAUUACACAGCAUUGGAAGGAGAUUAUAAAGAGUACAAGUAUAAUGCAUUCGUUGCUUAUUGUAAUGAAGAUGAAGUAUGGGUUUGUGGGUCUCUCGUUAAUUAUUUGGAAAAGACAAAUGGUUUGUCGUUAUGUUUACACGACAGAGAUUUUGCAGCUGGGAGACUCAUUAUGGAUAAUAUCAUAGACGCCAUUUUCGAAAGCAAAAAAGUGGUCCUUGUUAUUAGUGAAGAAUUCCUAAAAAGUUCAUGGUGCGAGUUCGAACUUGAUAUGGCGAGAAUGAAAAUGUUCCAAGACAACAGAGAUAUGUUGGUUGUUGUCUUGUUGGACAAACUUUCUCCUUCACAAAUGCCAAUUUCCUUACAGAGAAUUUGGAACAAAGUGACAUGCCUAGAAUUUGAUGAAACAAUCUGUUCAAAUCAAAAUGGCAAUUUUGAACAUUUAUUCUGGAAAAGAUUAUAUGAGGCAGUCGUGAUGUAAAUAGAAAAUUAAAUGUUGAUUAUGA
Mytilus trossulus (common blue mussel) is the source of this 2909-nucleotide messenger RNA. Its product is annotated as toll-like receptor 4. The transcript has a single exon. Gene Ontology annotation, cellular component: plasma membrane. Gene Ontology annotation, molecular function: protein binding; transmembrane signaling receptor activity. The record is from RefSeq and is a predicted model, not a curated record. Lineage: Eukaryota; Metazoa; Mollusca; Bivalvia; Mytilida; Mytilidae. Bases 389 to 2884 code for a protein of 831 amino acids. Gene Ontology annotation, biological process: toll-like receptor signaling pathway; inflammatory response; immune response.